AUGCGCCAUCAUUCGGUAUCGUAUUUUGGGGGAAUGCAUAAAUCUAUCUAUCUAUCUAUCUAUCUAUCUAUCUAUCUAUCUAUCUAUCUAUCUAUCUAUGUAAACCUGUUCUAUCUAUCUAUCUAUCUAUCUAUCUAUCUAUCUAUCUAUCUAUCUAUCUUUCUUUCUUUCUUUCUUUCUCAAUGUAUCUAUCUAUCGACAUUUUUCUUUCUUUCUUUCUUUCUUUCUUUCUUUCCCUAUCUAUCUAUCUAUCUAUCUAUCUAUCUAUCUAUCUAUCUAUCUAUCUAUCUAUCUCGAUCUGCUUCUUUCUUUCUUUCUUUCUUUCUCAAUGUAUCUAUCCACUUUCUAUCUUUCUUUCUUCAUUUCUUUCUUUCUUUCUUUCUUUUUUUCUUUCUUUCUUUCUCAAUGUAUCUAUCUAUCGACAUUUUUCUUUCUUUCUUUCUCAAUGUAUCUAUCUAUCGACAUUUUUCUUUCUUUCUUUCUUUCUCAAUGUAUCUAUCUAUCGACAUAUUUCUUUCAUUUCUUUCCCUAUCUAUCUAUCUAUCUAUCUAUCUAUCUAUCUAUCUAUCUAUCUAUCUAUCUAUCUCGAUCUGCUCCUAUCUAUCUUUCUUUCUUUAUUUCUUUCUUUCUUUCUUUCUCAAUGUAUCUAUCUAUCGACAUUUUUCUUUCUUUCUUUCUUUCCCUAUCUAUCUAUCUAUCUAUCUAUCUAUCUAUCUAUCUAUCUAUCUAUCUAUCUAUCUCGAUCUGCUUCUAUCUAUCUUUCUUUCUUUCUUUCUUUCUUUCUCAAUGUAUCUAUCUAUCGACAUUUUUUCUUUCUUUCUUUCUUUCUUUCCCUAUCUAUCUAUCUAUCUAUCUAUCUAUCUAUCUAUCUAUCUAUCUAUCUAUCUCGAUCUGCUUCUUUCUUUCUUUCUUUCUUUCUUUCUCAAUGUAUCUAUCUAUCGACAUUUUUCUUUCUUUCUUUCCCUAUCUAUCUAUCUAUCUAUCUAUCUAUCUAUCUAUCUAUCUAUCUAUCUAUCUAUCUAUCUCGAUCUGCUUCUAUCUAUCUAUCUUUCUUUCUUUCUUUCUUUCUUUCUUUCUCAAUGUAUCUAUCUAUCGACAUUUUUCUUUCUUUCUUUCUUUCUUUCUUUCUUUCUUUCUUUCUUUCUUUCUUUCUCAAUGUAUCUAUCUAUCGACAUUUUUCUUUCUUUCUUUCUUUCUUUCUUUCUUUCUUUCUUUCUUUCUUUCUUUCCCUAUCUAUCUAUCUAUCCCAGUCUGUUCAUUAUCUAUCUAUCUAUCUAUCUAUCUAUCUAUCUAUCUAUCUAUCUAUCUAUCUAUCUAUCUUCUUUCUUUUUUUUUUUUCUUUUCUUUCUUUUCUUUCUUUCUUUCUUUCUUUCUUUCUUUCCCAUUCUAUCUAUCUAUCUAUCUAUCUAUCUAUCUAUCUAUCUAUCUAUCUAUCUAUCUAUCUCGAUCUGCUUCUUUCUUUCUUUCUUUCUUUCUUUCUUUCUUUCUUUCUUUCUUUCUUACCCAUGCUAUCUAUCUAUCUAUCUAUCUAUCUAUCUAUCUAUCUAUCUAUCUAUCUAUCUAUCUAUCUCGAUCUGA
This is a messenger RNA of Acanthosepion pharaonis, 1578 nucleotides long. The record is from the annotation of a GenBank genome assembly. NCBI's taxonomy places the organism in Eukaryota, Metazoa, Mollusca, Cephalopoda, Sepiida, Sepiidae.